Molecule: messenger RNA, 582 nt
Organism: Toxoplasma gondii ME49
Lineage: Eukaryota; Apicomplexa; Conoidasida; Eucoccidiorida; Sarcocystidae
Exons: 1
Coding region: 1-582 (193 amino acids)
Source: RefSeq, a predicted model, not a curated record
AUGCGUUUAAAAAGUUCCAAGGCGAUUAUUCGUCAAGUUCCUUUCUGCUUGACAUCUCGAGAGAAGCCUCGGCGCGCAGUCCGCGUCGACAAAAAAGGCGAGGCCUCAGCUGUGGAAGAUCUCAAGCGACGGCUCGGUGUGUCGAUGGAGUGUCUUGAAAGUUUUUCCUGGCACACUUUUUUAGCUCUUCGAGUGCAAAAGCCUUUUUUUUCGUUUUUUUUUGUUCGAGAGAGAGAGAGCAAGGCCUUUUUUCUGCCUUCCGCUGUGCAGCUGAACUCUUCAUCUUUCUCCGGUCCCCGUCUCGCUGUCGCGACAGUCUCCGGUCUCCAAGGACGCCUUUGCCAUCGGCUUGUCGCACGCGGUCCUUUCAUUUCUCCUUUUCUUGAUUUCUUCUACUUUUUAAAGUCGUUUGGUCUCCGUCUGCCUCUCUUCUGUCCUUCCCUCCUGCUGUCUUGGGGGACCGGCCUUUGUGCCGGGCUCCGUGUUGUUUUUUUUCAACCACCUUUGCAGAAGAAAACGGGAUUUUCGGCGUUUAAAAAAGGACCCCCCAGCUCACAUCUCCGCGGCUGCAAGGGCUCGUAA